UAGUGCUUAAAUGAAACACAUCGGUUUUCAUUCCACUAGUCUCACAUCGCAAUAGAACGAUGCAUUAGUUUUCGUAAUUUUUUUAUGUUUUUUUUUUGUUUUUUUCUUUACAUUAUUUUGUGAAAGUGCGUGUUUGAUCGAGUGACUUAAGAUGCUGGUGAGACCGAUAAUGGAACGCUCCUACGACCAAUUCUACAACCCCGUAACCAACUUCUCCCAAUCUGAGCUGAUGGAAAAAUUCAACUUGGCCUUCUAUGAAGCGCAAGCAGUGUCCAAAUCGGACAUUGUCGAAACUUUCCGAGACUUGCAAAACCCUCCGCCUGCUUCAAAAGAAUUACACCCAACGCCUGGGACGAAUGCCGAAGACGACUAUCUAAUCGACUAUCUUAUAUCUGAAGAUUCUGCAGCCAGUCCACGAGAUUGUGAUAUAAACUUUGACUUCAAUGAUUUCGUGGAGGAUUUUGACCAGAACGUUCGAGACUCGUUCUCCGAUUCGACCACAGUGGUUGAGUUUGACACAGAAACAUUCACCACGGAACAUUCAAGGGAUUGCGAAGAAAGUAACGUUGGCAAUAAGCAGUUUUCCAACUUCUUCGUACCUCCUCCGAUAACUUUCGAGGCUGAGCCGAGCUACGAGGAUGGAGAAGCAUGUUUCCCCAUCACCAUUCCAACACAACCAAAGGGAGAUUUUGACAAUAUUAAUUUUUGCGAUGCACUAUCCGAUGGAUCUCUGGAUAUGGGAGAAUGGCCGACGGAAAUCCACGACUUGGAUACGCCAAAUAAUGGAUACCAACAACAGUCACUGCCUCCAGUUGGAACCAUCAUUAAAAACAACUUUGACUUCAACUGCUACGUGCGCAAUAUCCCUGAAGAUGAUAUGGGCUACUUUAAGCAGAGCACGGAUAACAAAAGCGAGUUUGGGCAUUUGAUGGGAUCUUCUGAAAUAAAGCACGCCGAUUUCAUCGUCAAUACCUAUGAAAAGGACCAGAAAAUCUGCCAUGUUUUGGAACAAAAUCACAUGGUGCUGACCCAGACAGAUGCUUUAUUAAACGACGAUCCUCUAUUAAGGUAACAGCUAAAAGACAAACCUCAAAUGUAGAUACAUUAAACUUGACGACUAAACUCACAGACAAAAUGGACAAACAA
Molecule: messenger RNA, 1146 nt
Organism: Dendroctonus ponderosae (mountain pine beetle)
Lineage: Eukaryota; Metazoa; Arthropoda; Insecta; Coleoptera; Curculionidae
Exons: 3
Coding region: 152-1072 (306 amino acids)
Source: RefSeq, a predicted model, not a curated record